Molecule: messenger RNA, 657 nt
Organism: Alternaria burnsii
Lineage: Eukaryota; Fungi; Ascomycota; Dothideomycetes; Pleosporales; Pleosporaceae
Exons: 1
Coding region: 1-657 (218 amino acids)
Source: RefSeq, a predicted model, not a curated record
AUGACCUUACACGAAAUUCGAUUGUUUCACUCACCAGGGUCUUGCAGUACAGCUGCCCAUAUUCUGCUGAAAGAAUCCGGACUUCCUUUCUCGACUGAGGUCAUCAAUGUCAUGCAAGGCUUUCCCGCUGAGUUCCUCCAUCUCAAUCCAAAAGGCCGAGUACCUUUCCUGCAUAUGGACGGCGAGACAAUCACCGAGAUGCCAGCCAUCAUGACCGCCAUCGCGCAACUGGUUCCCGACAAGAAGUUCCUUGGAAGCACGAAUCUUGAUAUCGUGCGCUCUUACGAAUGGUUCAACUUUCUUGCCGGAGAUUUGCAUGCGCAGGGCUUCUUCACCUUCUUCCGUCCACACUACUUCGCCGACGACGAGGCAACAUAUGAUAGCAUUAGAGAAAAGGGUCGCACGAAGAUUUACAAGUGUUAUGCGAUCAUCGAGGAGAAGCUCGAGGGGGUGCAUGCAGUGGGGAGUGCGUUCUCGGCUGUCGAUGCAUAUCUCCUGCCGUUUUAUCGCUGGGGCACUGCGAACGAAUUUGCGACGAAGGAGAGGUAUCCAAAGUAUACGAAGCUUGUGGAAAAUUUGGCGGGGAUGGAGAGUGUGAGGGCUGUGUGCGAAGCGGAGGGGAUCGAUCCGAUGUUCGGGAGGCGACCGCAGUUGUAA